GACUAUGGACAACCCCACACCCCAAAAUCCCCAAUCGCCGCGCCGCACUGCGACUGCGAUUCUCCCAAUCCCCGGUGGAUAUCGAUCGGAUUCAGAUGAACACUCGAUUCCGGCGGCCGGAGGUAAAUCCGGAGUCGAUUUUUUCGCAAAUCGCAGGUACUCUACGCAAUUUUUGUUCCUAAUCCCCAAAUCCCCAAUUGCCGCACUGCUACUGCGCCGCGUCUCGCCGGCCGAUUUGGAUGGCUGCGGGUGGGACGCAAGCAAUGAGGCAGUUCGUCUAUCUGGUGGUGAAGGGCUGCUACGAUCGCCGCCUGCGGUGUUGUCGCGACAGCUACAUGGCGGACACCUUCCACAUGCGCCGCAUCAACGUGUCCCGCUUCUUCUUCUACCCCGAACCGCCGCCGCCGCCGCCGCUGGCGAUGGUCGUCGACGCUCGGCUGCCUCGCCCCUGCAUCACCUUCUGCGCCCCCUGGGUCAUGCACUUCAUGCUGCUGGGCCGCAACAGCGACAAGGUGCUCGCCGUCGACCACAAGGGCCGCACCACCAUGUACGACCCCGCCGCCAACACCAUCCGCGCCGCGCCCACCCUCGCCCACCCCAAGAGACUCCCCGCCAUCUCCCUCCCCAUUGGUGACGACCUCUACAUCCUCGACCCGACCUCCUCCGACCACCGCUGCUUCGAGGCCCUCGUCUACAAGCCCGGCGGCCCCGCCCACGACUGGGUCACCACCCGUGGCCCCAUCGACCGGUACAACGACUGGCACUGCCAAUCUCUCCCGCCGCCGCCCUACCAUCCCUACUCCUGCAGCUUCGUCGGCGCAAACGGAGCCAUCGGCGGCUAUGCGGUGGUCGGCGGUGGCGGCGACUCAGCAGAGAUCUGGGUGUCAACCAACGACGGCAGCGGCAGCGGCACCUUCUCUUUCGACACGGCGCGGCGCGCCUGGACCAAGCACGGAGACUGGACGCUCCCAUUCCGUGGCCUCGCCGAGUACGUCCCCGAGUACAACCUCUGGUUCGCCCUCUCCUCCGGCUCCAACAACAACCAUCUCUGCGCAUUCGAUCUCGCCGGCGCAGCCGAGCCGCCGGCGACGCGCGAUUUCUGCCAAGAACUCAAGCCACCCAAGGACUGGAAGCUGGUGUCAUCCCAUCUGGUGCACCUGGGAUCCGGCAGGUUCUGCAUCGCAAGAUUCUUCGAAAAGCCGGUCAAGAUUCCAGUGUGCUGCGUCUGCGACAUGGAUACGCAGACGUACGGCGUCUUCACCGGCGUGGAGGUGAAGAAGCCGGGAAGAGGCCUACGGCUACGGAUGGUCAAGCACAGAUCAGAAUGUUAUCGCUUCGAUGACCACAUUAAGGAAUGGGUGCUGUAAUAUUUAUCUAGUCUUUUUUAGAAAGAUUUGUGCAAAUAGAUGAACUCAGUAGCAUUGGAUAUGCUGGUGCUUCAACACCUUGAACACUAGCACAACUUUUUAUCUCUAUCAAGUUUUAGAGGAGAACUCAUCUGUACCUUUUCCUGACAAACAAGAAGAUUUUUUAUUUUAUUUUGGAUGUCUCCUGAUAUAGGAGGCAAAGACUGUUUCAGUGUUUCUUUUUUCUGGGUUCAGAAAAAUCAGAGGAUUUAUGUCUCUUCUUA
Messenger RNA from Oryza sativa Japonica Group (Japanese rice), 1630 nucleotides. RefSeq lists its product as uncharacterized. NCBI's taxonomy places the organism in Eukaryota, Viridiplantae, Streptophyta, Magnoliopsida, Poales, Poaceae. The record is from RefSeq and is a predicted model, not a curated record.